This is a messenger RNA of Humulus lupulus (European hop), 1252 nucleotides long. RefSeq lists its product as uncharacterized. The record is from RefSeq and is a predicted model, not a curated record. Bases 297 to 1004 code for a protein of 235 amino acids. NCBI's taxonomy places the organism in Eukaryota, Viridiplantae, Streptophyta, Magnoliopsida, Rosales, Cannabaceae. The transcript has a single exon.
AUUCUCACCUUCACCACAACAUUCUCCAAUACAUAACAUAAAAAAAGGCCAUAUUAUUUCAAAUCUUUGCCUUUGCAUUGAAGUUGUUCCCAUUCUUUCUCUCUUUCAAAAAUUCAAUUGAACCCCCCCAAAAAAAACUCCUUCCCUGUCUGGUUUUCAAUCUUAGACAUACAAAGACUCAUUUUUUCUUACAAAUUUGAUAAAACCCACUAUCUCCGUAGCUCCACAGAAGAAAGAAAGAAAGAUUAAAGCAAAACAAACAAAUAAAACCCAUGAUUUUUUAGGACCUGUCCUGUAUGAUUCUUCUUUUUCAGAACUUCAAUUCCAUCAAGAUUUUGAUUCCUUCCGAGAAUUGGACGUCCCUACUCAAAAGGGUAUCUCUCGUUUUGCUGUUAAUCUUUGUGAAAUUUUUGUAUAUCAUUGCUGAAAACCCCAUUGGCGUCACAACAACCACCAUGAAGGUCCAUCCCAUGCCCAAGAAGCGAAACAUCACAAUCCACUAUGAGAUAAACAAUCGAAGGGACCUGACUUCGGAAUCUCGGGCGGGUCUGGCCCACAAGAAACUCCGGCGGCUACCCCAUGUUUUUAGUCGGGUUUUGGAGCUUCCGUUUCGGUCCGAUGCCGAUGUCUCGGUUGAGGAGAGCGCUGAUUUCUUCCGUUUCGUGGCCGAGACGGAGGGUUUCGGCGUCGAUGUGAGGGCUCACACGGUCGAAAUCCAUCCUGGGGUGACGAAGAUUGUGGUUAGGGAAAGUGGGUCAACGGAGUUGCCCUUGGACGAGCUCGAACUCGACAUGUGGAGGUUUCGGUUACCGGAGACGACUCGACCGGAGCUCGCUAGUGCGGUCUUUGUCGACGGCGAGCUCAUCGUGACGGUGCCGAAGGGCGAGGGCGUUGAGAACUCCGAGCAUGGAGGAGAUGGUAGUGGCGAGGUUUGGGGCGAUGGCACUGGAAAUGGGAAUAAUUUCCGAGGAGGUAUGGGAAGCCGGCUUGUGCUUGUACAGUAAUAAAGAAAUGCCCUUUUUUUAAGAUAAAAAAACUUUAAACUUUACUUCUUUUUCUUCAGUUGGAUUUAGUAACAAAGUUAAAUGAUGAUGAUGAUGCUCUUGAUGAAACUAGUUGUUGUAUGCUUCUUUCGUUAAAUCAAUCAAGAAUGUUGCUUUUGUUAAAUUUUCAUUGAUGAUGGUAUUGACGAUGGCGAUGGCAAUGGCAAUAGCAUUUGAAAUUGAAAGAGUUCGUGGACUUCUUUUUUUUA